Truncatella angustata is the source of this 456-nucleotide messenger RNA. RefSeq lists its product as uncharacterized. NCBI's taxonomy places the organism in Eukaryota, Fungi, Ascomycota, Sordariomycetes, Amphisphaeriales, Sporocadaceae. The record is from RefSeq and is a predicted model, not a curated record. The coding region runs from base 1 to 456 and encodes 151 amino acids. The transcript has a single exon.
AUGACAGCCAACAACACCACCACCGCUCCCGAGCCUCUGAUCACGGGGCUCGCGCACGUGAACCUUUCCAUCCCCUACGGCACCCUGGGCCAGGCGAAAUCCUUCUACAGCCGGACCCUGGGCCUGGUGCCGCGCGAGGUGCCCAAGGCACAGGUGGACUCGCUGGCGUGGUUUGACAUCGGGGACUCCGGGCAGCAGGUGCACAUCGCGCACCAGAAGCACGACCAGGACAUCGUCGUCCCGAACUCGAGCAGGCACCCGUGCUUCAAGCUAGGGUCGCCGGAGGCCCUGGUCGCACUGCAGAGGAGGAUCCUGACGCACCGCGAAGAGGGCGGCGAGGGUGCCCCACUGGAGUGUGAUGCGCUGGGUGAGACGUCGGGCCCAAAGACGGUUGAGUAUCCGACGAGGUUUUUUGCGAGAGACUACGCGGGGAAUCGACUAGAGUUUUCCGUGUAA